Molecule: messenger RNA, 2440 nt
Organism: Esox lucius (northern pike)
Lineage: Eukaryota; Metazoa; Chordata; Actinopteri; Esociformes; Esocidae
Gene: mettl18
Product: methyltransferase like 18
Exons: 2
Coding region: 101-1237 (378 amino acids)
Biological process (GO): peptidyl-histidine methylation, to form tele-methylhistidine
Molecular function (GO): protein-L-histidine N-tele-methyltransferase activity
Source: RefSeq, a predicted model, not a curated record
CAUUCUCCCGACCGUGUGCUGUACAAAACGUGUCUUCUUGGAUAUGGAUAUUCCUGGACUGAUUUCCUGACUUUGUUAGCUACCCUGCUUUGUCAGAACUAUGUCGUUCAGCUUCAAUUUCGAUGUGCAGUUAACUACAAAGUGCCAACAAGACGAAGAAAAUCAACCACAAGAUGGAAACGAGUACAGUGAAGUCGAACCAGUGCCGGGCAUCACGAUCACAACUCAAGACGAAACUGUCAAAGCAGCAGUUGAACACUUUCCCCCAGCCACACCCCACUCCCUCCUCAAUGAUGCUGUCUCUGAGACCAUUACCAUAGGAACCCUUCCACCCCUCAACUUCUUGAAUGAGUCUGUGUUCGAGCUGACAGCUUAUGAGCGAGAUGACGAAGAGAUGAUCCUGUCACAAACCACCGCCCAGUGCUCGGAUCUCAUCUCCGGGGUGUAUGAGGGGGGGUUGAAGGUGUGGGAGUGUACCUAUGACCUCCUGGAGCUGCUGGAGCGAGAUGGAGAGAGAUUUGCAGAGAAGAUUGUUUUGGAUUUGGGUUGUGGUGCCGGACUGCUUGGCAUACUGGCACUGAAGAGAGGAGCAAGUCAGGUCCAUUUCCAGGACUAUAAUAGUACCGUCAUAGAACACGUUACGCUGCCUAACACCCUGCUCAACUGUCUGGAGGAGGAGGAGGAGGAGGAGGAGGAGGAGGAGAGCAAGGGAAAGAAACCAGGAAAGCGGCAGAAUAAUGAUGAGGUAAUUAUCGAAGAAGAGGAGGAGGAAAGCAUGAAAAGUACAGAGAAGACAAAGUCAGAGCUGAAGAACAAACAGAAAAAUGAAGAGGUAGAGGAUGGCAGACCACAUGCCAAGAGGCAAGCACUGGACUCCUCCCAGCACCCAAAGUUGUCAGGCUGUCGUUUCUUCUCAGGUGACUGGACAUCGUUUCUGUCGCUGAUCCUCAAGGAAGACCCAUCCCUUAAAUAUGACAUAAUCUUCACAUCUGAAACCAUCUACAACAAGGCAUACUACUCUGCUCUUCACAACACCCUCCAUAGACUGUUGGCCCCUGGGGGAGUCAUCUACCUGGCCACAAAAACCCACUACUUUGGGGUGGGAGGUGGGCUGCACCUCUUUGAACAGUUUGUGGAGGAAAAGGGUGUGUUUGAUAUGGAGAAACUAUGGGUCGUGGAACAUGGACUACAGAGACAUGUCGUGGCCAUGCAUUUUAAAACAAAAGACAGGUUUUGACUUUGUACAUUUUAAAGUGUGUUUGUGUAUGUAUAGGUGUAGAUGGAUAUAUAAGUAUGUAAAACAUUGGCACAGUGGUGAGGGUCGAUUUAUUUCUAGUUUUCAACUCUAACUAUUGAAAAAGAAUAUCGCAAGUGAACAACUAAGGACUAUGAGAAUGGUCUUUUAAUUAAAAUGGCUUUCCUUAACAUUGUAAAUGAAACAUUAUAUUAGGCAACAUGUGAUAUUACAAGUUAAUAAUUAAUGACUAAAGCAGGUAUGCAAACAUCAAUUGAAGAGGUAAGCAGAGAACAAAGGAAUGGCCUAAAAAGCCCCAAAACCAGAGUCUACAGUACAGAAAGAAAGAUUGAGGGAUAGUGAGGAAGAGGGGGAAAGAGGGAGAAAUGAAAAAAGUAGAGUAUAGUUACCAUAACGAGCACUGGAAAAAAAGAACCUCAAACAAUGGCAUUCAUAUCAUUUACAUGCAUUGACCUAUUCAAAAAGUAUUGUUCACCAAUCCUUUGCACAGUGGUUUGAUACUGGUCUGCUGUGCUUUCAGUAAAACUCUUGAUCUUUCACCCCUUUCUUGUCCAAUAAAAAACAUCCAUGGUGAUAUGUAUCUUUUAAAACUAUGGAUUUUAGCAUCCCUAAAAAUAGCCCACAUUUACUCAGGAUAAUGGACAAACAUUUACAGCAUAUUCAUAGGUAUGACAUUCUGGUGUUUCUACCUUGGUCCACUUAAUUAGAAAGAAGGAAGGCUUAGGAGUUUGAAAGAUUCACCAGUUAUUAUAAGAUUGAGGGCACUAGCUGUACUAAGGAAGAAAAAAAAACCCGGGGACAUGGUUUUGAAAAAAACAUUAAUUAUACAACUAUCAAAUUGCGAGUGAUCAUCGAAAAUUAAUUUACAGAUCAGGAGUCAUCAUUCACAUUUCAGGCAUGUCUGAAUUAUUUUAGCAAUCCCAUUUUGUUAGUCUAAGACUCCUUCAGAAUUCACAGAAUGAUGAUUUAAUUCUGUUAAUUGUAUUUCUAUAUAUGUAUGCGUGUCUGAUAGAUUAUCAAGCGCACCUCAUUGAUUUCUUUUGAUUUACUAAAGUGUUUUAAGGUACUGUAAUUGGGUCCGUGCAGGCCUUCAUGAGCAGGUGAAGAUGUCAAACUCUGUUUCCAUGUGAAGUAACUGCCCAGGGUUUCCAAUUUCAAUGGAAUAAAGCCUUUAAUUACUUCACA